Messenger RNA from Frankliniella occidentalis (western flower thrips), 1914 nucleotides. RefSeq names its product sodium-coupled monocarboxylate transporter 1-like. The coding region runs from base 20 to 1780 and encodes 586 amino acids. Gene Ontology annotation, molecular function: symporter activity. Gene Ontology annotation, biological process: transmembrane transport; sodium ion transport. The record is from RefSeq and is a predicted model, not a curated record. The transcript has 13 exons. NCBI's taxonomy places the organism in Eukaryota, Metazoa, Arthropoda, Insecta, Thysanoptera, Thripidae. Gene Ontology annotation, cellular component: membrane.
UGCUGCUGAGCCGAUUCGCAUGUGGCCGUUGGACUGGGUGGUGCUCGUGACGCUCAUCCUGACCCCAGCGGCGCUCGGGAUCUGGCGGGCGCUGCUCCACACUGCUCGAGGACGCCGCCAUGGUGACGACGCCGACCCCACGAGGGGCGACGACGGCGGCGUGGCCCCCAAGGCUGCUGCGGCCCGCCCCGCUGCGGCCAAGUCCAUGGGCGUCGUGACGGUGGGGCUGUCGCUGCUCGCCAGCAACCUCUCCGGCAUCACGCUGUUGGGCUACCCGGCCGAAGUGUACCGCUACGGCACCCAGUUCUGGAUGGUGGCCGUCGGCGCCGUGCUGGCCACGGCCGUCCUGUGCGUCGGCUACCUGCCGGUGCUGCACGGCCUACGGCUCUCCUCCUCGUACGAAUACCUGGAGCUGCGCUUCGACGCCAGGGUGAGGAAGCUCACGUCCAUCAUGUACACAGUCCGCCUGUUGCUGCUGCUGCCGCUCGUGCUGUAUGUGCCCGCGCUGGCUUUCACCCAAGUGACCGGGAUGGGCAUCCGCAUCAUCGCGCCGGCCAUCAGCGUCGUGUGCAUCGUCUACACGACCGUGGGGGGCCUCCGCACUGUAUCUCUGACCGGCUCGAUGCAGCUCCUCAUCAUGCUCACGGCGUCGGUGGCGAUCCUCGCCGCGGGUCUGUACGACGUGGGCGGCGUCGGGGCCGCGUGGCGCAGCAUGGAGGCGUCGGGGCGCAUCGAGUUCUUCAACCUGGACCCCAACCCGCUGACGCGCACCACCUUCUGGUCGGCCACGGUCGGCGGCUCCUUCUUCUGGCUGCAGAUGCUCGCCGUGCAGCCCAACUCGGUGCAGCGCUACCUCGCCGUGCCCACGCUGUCCGCGGCCAGGAGGACUGCCUACCUCCAGUGCGCCGGGCUGCUGCUCACCACGACGCUGGCCUGCUCGCUGGGCGGCGUGCUGUACGCCAAGUACGAGGGCUGCGACCCGCUCACCACAAAGGAGGUGCAGCGCGCCGACCAGCUGGUGGCCCUCAUGGUGGAGCAGACGAGCGGGCGGGUGCCGGGGCUGGCGGGUCUCUUCCUGGCGGGGCUGCUGAGUGCGGCCAUGGGCAACCUCUCCGCGGCGCUCAACACCCUGUCCAGCACGCUCUACGCCGACCUCGUGGCCGGCUGGCUGCCCGACAAGUGGCGGUCCAGGUCCGGCGUCGUCGUCAAGGUGCUCGGCGUGCUGAUUGGCGUGUGGGCCACCCUGCUCGUGUUCGUCGUGGAGCGGCUCGGCGGGCUGGUGCAGGUCGCCAUGAGCCUCGGCAGCGUCACCAGCGGCACCAUGCUGGGGCUGUUCACACUGGGCAUGCUUGUGCCCAGGGCCAACACUUUGGGUGCUUUGGCAGGGGCGGCAGUCAGCGUCCUGGGCACCGCCCUGGUGGUGUUCGGCCAGCAGUCGGCCAUCGCGGCCGGCUCGUUGCACUGGCCCACGAAGCCAUCGAACGCAGAUGACUGCGCUGAGUCGGGCUCUGGCCUGGCUGCGCUCCCGGGCGUGCUGACCGAGGCAGCACCGUCCGAGGUGCUGGCCGUGCUGCGCCUGUCGUACCUGUGGCUCGUCCUCCUGGGAGCGGCGCUCACGAUGGUGUCCGGGACCAUCGUCUCCCUGCUCACCUCGAGCGCCGGGGCCGCGGCCGUGGACCCCGCGCUCCUGUUCGGCCGCGGGCGACGUCAGGUUCACCAGCACGAGUUGGGCGUGAUAGUCGCGGAGAAGCCCACUCCGCAGGUCGACAGGGAUGGCUGAACUAUUUCAUUUGGUUUCAUGUGUGUUUUUCUAUUUUGUCGAGUUUCGCUAAGGUGGUGAUAAUUAUUCGGAAUGGUCUGUGAUUUUUCAAUUGGUAUACGAAACAUAAAAAAAAAUAAAACUAUUUUGUCAAA